Messenger RNA from Conger conger (European conger), 1388 nucleotides. RefSeq names its product proliferation associated nuclear element (gene pane1). Bases 296 to 871 code for a protein of 191 amino acids. The transcript is spliced from 6 exons. The record is from RefSeq and is a predicted model, not a curated record. Lineage: Eukaryota; Metazoa; Chordata; Actinopteri; Anguilliformes; Congridae.
UUUCAAUGUUGCCGCGCGGGAUUUAGCUCUGUUCCUGUUACAUUAUAUUUGCAUCAGUCUGUUGAAAUAUUUUUCCAUUUCCAUUCCAUUUUCUCCAUUUAUUACUUGUAAAGGCAUCACAAUUCAUUUAUUGUAUGUACGUGCAAACGAUAGUCUAGCUGCUUACAAGUUUCGUAUUGUUUGGCUAAUAUUUGCUAGGAGCUAGCUCUGCUGUGUUGAGGGAAGUAACUUACGUUACAGCUAAGCAAUUGGCUAACGUGACAAAUAUAAAGUAGAUAGCUAGCUAGCUAGCGAAAUGUCUUUAAAACCAUUUAACAAAUUGCCCGAAUUAAAUACCGCCAACGUACUGCUUGUGGAGAAUGAAGCGCUGUUUCAAGAGAAGUUGGCAGACGCCAUCGUCCUUCUAGAAAACAAUGUAAACGUAAAAGUGCGUUUGGCCAGGAGUCUUCCACUGCCAUUGGAAAAUGCCGAGAAUCGGCCACGAAUCGAUUUGGUGGCUUUUAUCGUGCACCUCAACUCUGAACAAAGUCUUUUGUCAGCAGAGGCAUCACUUAAGCAUUUGGAUUCAGGUUACUUCCUGGGCAAAGUCUGUUUCCUGGUUACCGGUGCUCGAUGUGGAACACUUCCUUACGAGCGCCUGACCUCACUCAAGAAGAUGGCUGCAACCCUAAACUCGCCCUUGCUGAUGACAGAAGAUAAGACGGCAGAGGGCGUGAACGCGGCUGCCCAGCGGGUCCUGGCCGUGCUGAGGGUGGCAGCGGGCCUGGUUCCCACGGCGACUGGCCUCUCCCUCUCCUCUCUCACCCGCUGCACCGUGGCCAAGGACCCAGACUGGCAAAACGAGGACCGAUCUCACCUUAACCAGCCUUGAAACGGUGACCCAUUUUCAACUUGACGUUAUUUCUAACACGACCUACUGGAAGCUAAUUUCACCUGGAUUGCUUUAAAGAAAAACUGCCAACGGCCACUUAGUUUCCAGAUUUCCUUGUGAGACCAGUCCCACAUCUUGCGGAUAACCUGCCAUUACUAUGAGAGGAUGAGUGUUUGAUGCAGAAUGGUUUGCGCACAUUGGCACCAUUUCAGUUAACCUUACUGUACACUCAAACCAGCCGUCGACCAAGUCAGGCUCCUGCACUAGACUCCAUUGCAUCAAUAUAUUGUUGUUACGCUGUUGGUGUUCAGUUAUGUACCCCCCCUUGUCAAUCCUGAUUCUGCUAAUCCUGUUUGCAUAUAGUUCCAAAAUUAAAUACAAUUUGUAUAUUCUCAAACUUAAUAAAUUGCUGAUUCAGUUUGAUUACCACAGUGAAAGUGAAUCCGGGAUGACAAGGGGCGUGUUCCACUGAGACUCCGAUAACAGUACAAAAUAAAAUGCAGAAUAGCUCUUUUUU